CAACGUUCAACAUCAUGUGCGACCAUCUUAAGGUUAUAAUUGAAGUGAUCGUUCAAGAAUUAGGAAAUAAAAAGUUAGCUGAACAAAAUGCGAAGGAAUAUAUCGAUAGUUACACGUUGGGACUACCUGAGGAUCUUUCUUUCAAUGGUAUAUAUAAAGAUAGUAUUAUAAAAUAUAUAGAAGAUCUUAAAAACAAAGCAAGUGAUGAAAUUAACGAGGAAAAUAGUGUGGAAAAUGUGAUCUACAGAUGUCUAUUCGCCAUAUACCGAAAAUCCUCUCAACAGGAAAGAUUCUUGUACCUUCACGAUUUGUUGGAAUACUUAUACCAACAGUUGGUACAAAAAAUAAUUCAGUUACAAGAAUAUUCUUUACUAAUAUCAAAAAACGAGUUCAUUAGGAAAGUUAGAGUUUUAUUUCCGCAUAUCAAGGUACGUAAUAUGAAAUCAAUGAUGAGUGAAACAUCGAUAGAAAAUGACAGAUUUAAAGAAGCCCUUACUGAACUGUGUGAAGCCGCACUGUAUCCAACAAUUUUAAGGGAAGAUUGCUAUGAGAUUAUUAAAAGUAAAGUAUCUAUUGAAAAUACGGCAUUUUUAAAUUUUGAAGUGAAAACUGUACAAAUGAAAAACGGUUUUUUGUGUGAAUAUUUAAAACUCCGUAUUAGCAUAACAAAUGAAGAUCAUUUCUUUUUUAUUAAAUGUAUGCCCAAAGCAACUGAAAUUGACCCUAUCAGAAAAUACCUAAUAGAAAAUUCGUUUAACAAAGAAGAGAUGUAUUAUAGGCAGUUCAUUCCUUCUGUGACAAAACUAGUAUCGGCUGAAAUGACAGAUUUCGUACCAAGAAGUUAUUAUUCUCUACACAAUCAGUUCAUCGUUCUGGAGGAUAUUACAGUAAAUACCUUUGCCAAUCUUGACAUAAGAGUGCCUUUAACUUAUGAUCAGUUAUUGCUAAUAAUGAAACAGUUAGCUAAAAUGCAUGCUGCUGGCGUGAUAUAUGAAGAAAAUAUAUCCAAAAUACUUAACAAACCGUUUAGAUCAAUCGAACAUUAUGCUGGAAUGCUUAGGGAAGCGAUGGAUAUCAACGAUAAAACAGUUAAAGCAUACUUUGACUGUAAUAUCAGAACGAUUAAUUAUUUAUUUGAAAAGUGUAAGAACAGAUUCAAGGACAUUGACCUUCAAGACAUGCAAAAGAAGGUAAGGGAAGGUUUUUACAAAAUGCGUGACAUAAUCAAACCAUCUGACAAAUGUAGAAACUUUAUUACUCAUGGUGAUCUGUGGUGCAACAAUAUUGUGUUCAAAGACGAUCAAAGUUCGUGUCUUUUAUUAGAUUUGCAGAUGGUUAGAUAUUGUAGUCCAGUCUAUGACGUAUGUAUCGUAUUGACACUGAAUGCAGAUCAAAAUACAAGAAAAGAAUAUAGCAAAAAGCUUCUAGAUGAUUACUAUACACAUCUAAAAGAUAAUCUAAGUAAGCAUGGCGUUAAUAUCGAGAAUGUUUUGAGUUAUAAGCGUCUUAUGGAAGAAUACAAACAAGUCACUUCAACCGCAAUAAUGCGUUCGUUGGCCUUGUUAACUGUAGUACUACCACCUCGAGAAAAAAUGGAUGCAUUUUUAAAAGAUCCGAACGAUGCUCAGAAUAUUAUAAUUGGUGAUCGCAGUGGUAUUAUAGAUGUGUUUUGGGAUGUAUUGGAAGAAAGGUUAGGAGGACUACUCGAAGACCUUUAUGUUUGUUUUAAUAAUGUUUAGGCAAUCUUUAAUGUUCUGUGUGCAAUCAUUUAUACAUCUCACAUGUUAGUGUAAUGCUAUUCUACAGUAAUAAUUGUUCAUAUGUUCCAAUUUAAUUUGUAAAUAUUAUUAUUCUACCACAAUAAAUUUGAAUCUUGAAUUGUAUAAAGUGUUGC
Messenger RNA from Diabrotica balteata, 1894 nucleotides. The record is from the annotation of a GenBank genome assembly. NCBI's taxonomy places the organism in Eukaryota, Metazoa, Arthropoda, Insecta, Coleoptera, Chrysomelidae.